AUGUCGAAUAAGCAAAUAUUAGCGUUACUUGCCAAAACAUUGGGAAUUGAACUCAACCGCAAAACGUUGAACUUGGAGGUGGGCGAACACCUGACGCCGCAAUUUUUAAAAUUUAAUCCACAACACACCAUACCCACUUUGGUCGACAACGGUUUCUCGGUAUAGGAAUCGCGUGCUAUACUCAUUUACUUGGCCGAGAAGUACGGCAAAGAUGAUUCGCUAUACCCAAAGUGCCCACAGAAGAGAGCUCUUGUCAAUCAGCGUAUGUUCUUCGAUUUAAACUUAUAUUCGUCCUUUGCUGAGUACUACUAUCCCAUCGCUAGAGAUAAGCAGCCACCGGUGCGAGAGAAUUUGACCAAACUCGAGGGACAACUGGCUAGAGCACUGCAUGAAAACCUUGACCGGAGUAGAUGAAAACAAAGAGGGUUGAAAGCUGUUUUUGUAAUAUUUUUGAUUAUUGAAUUGGAUAUGGCAGUUUUUAAGUAUAUACAAGGGAGAAAGUACCCUGCCAAUAUAACUCGACUGUUGUAAAAUGUGUCUGGGAUGAGUCGCAAAGAAGCAAAA
This is a messenger RNA of Ceratitis capitata (Mediterranean fruit fly), 564 nucleotides long. Its product is annotated as glutathione S-transferase 1-1-like. Lineage: Eukaryota; Metazoa; Arthropoda; Insecta; Diptera; Tephritidae. The transcript has 2 exons. Gene Ontology annotation, molecular function: glutathione transferase activity. Gene Ontology annotation, biological process: glutathione metabolic process. The record is from RefSeq and is a predicted model, not a curated record.